Molecule: messenger RNA, 2680 nt
Organism: Trichobilharzia szidati
Lineage: Eukaryota; Metazoa; Platyhelminthes; Trematoda; Strigeidida; Schistosomatidae
Source: the annotation of a GenBank genome assembly
UAAUCACGACGAGUGAUAACAUUAUUUAGUUGAUAUAACUAUCAAUAAUGAGUCUCUUUACAAGUCCACCUCCAGUUGUUAAGCGUCUGAUAAGUUACAUUAAAGAAGGUUCUGACAAGGAAGAAAAGUGGAAAGAGAAAGCUGUGAAGUCACUGGUCAAAAGGCUAAAAAAUGGAACUCAAUUAGAUGAGCUAGAACGUGCUCUCGUUAGUCAAGAUCCAUCCACGAGAUGUGUUACAAUACCACGCUCCUUAGAUGGACGCUUACAGGUUGCUCAGAAAAAAGGGCUACCACACGUUUUUUACUGUCAACUCUGGCGAUGGCCAGAUCUGCAUACUCAACAUGAAUUGCGCCCUAUUGCUACUUGUGAAUAUUCCUUCCAGUCCAAACGUGAUGAGGUUUGCAUUAACCCUUACCACUAUAGAAGAAUCGAAAAUCCAGUGCACAAUUGAAGGAGAAGUUUCUGCUAUUGAAUGCCGAGAUGCGCGUUCCAAUACAAUUUCCCAUGGUCAGAAACUUCAAAAUAAAAGUGAUGACACAGUAACAAGUGACGAAACCACAAAACCGGAGAAAAUACAGAAAGUAUCUUACCCUCCACUUCUGACAGACUUAUUGACUAAACAGAGAGCACUAAAUAUUCCAAAGAUGGACGACUAUUCUAUGGCUCAACAAAAUGAAAUUCUCGACAAUUUACAUAAAUUGAAGUGUAAUACUUCAGAUGAACCAAUCGCUACAGCUAUUCAUGGCCCACUGACUAUAUUUUCACCAAUGCAAUUGGUACAACUGAGCAAGGUCUAUAGUAGUGAUCCAAGUCUUAUUGAGUAUGCAGUUUCUUUGCUUAAAUUUGUCCAGCCAGUCGGUCGGUGGGCUCGUCGUUGGGUUGCUAAACGUUUGGAUGCUGCAACAGACGGUCUACACUCUCAAGCUGUUUAUGCUCUUCAAUCUCAGUAUGAUAAUGAUAAAACUGAAUUACUUCAGAGUUGGUUUGACGAAGUGGAUUUAACGAUCGAUCCUCCUACUCUAAAAUCUGAUGAAGUUGAUACAGAACACCUUGAACCUUGUCUACUUGAUCUUCUAAUGGAUGACGAUACAGUUACUUCUUGUAAUAGCAAUACAAAUGGCCCUGUACUGCCUACUGAUAAUGAACAUGUUUCACUUAUUACUGACGUACAAAUAUCAUGCAUUAAAAAUGAAAACGUAAAUUCUGUAAAUACUUCAAAUUUGUCAAACCCUGUCGAUGUAACGUUGACAGCAGAUUCUUGUGAAACAUCAUUUUAUAAUACUUCUGUAUCCGCUUCUGAAGUCACUGUUUCCGCACCGAGUUCAACAAUAAUUCCACAACAGAAUUCCUCACUGAAUAAUGAACUUGAUGAUGUCAUAAUUUGUGACUCAUUACCGUCAUCUGUUUCAACGUCAACUCCUUGUGAAAAUAUUACAGCACCCAGUGAUAACCAGUCAAUUGGUCAAGUUGCACUGGUCGCUACCAAACCUUCUGAAGGACAGGCGCUCUCUGAUGAAUGUGCUUCAAAUGUCAAAGUUGUAGAUGAUGUUGUUUGCUCUAGUUUCUCUAGUUUAAGCGAUCUUAAAUCAGAUUGCUUUGUUCACGUAAAAAGUGGGCAAACAUCUGAAGCCCCAAGUGAUAGUUCAACGUCACUUUUGAAAACUGCUCUCAGCGCUGCCUCUUCAUACUCUCUAAGUUCUUCACAUGAUCGGAUUGUUGUACAAAAUAAAGUAAUUUUAAAUGCAGGAGAAGAUAGUACUAAAAAUCUCUCCUCAAGUGACGGCUUAACUACCACCAUGCCAGCAACUAGCUUGCAGCAUAGUUUGUUUUUGGAUUCCCAUCUUAUUACUCACAAGGAAAUUCCUGCUGUUGAAACACACGCGGAAAAUAGUCUCCCAGUGAAUCAGAGUUACGACACGAUCAAUUAUGCAGAAGUCAAUUCGUCGACUGUAUGUCAACUUCAAAAUUCAUGUGUAAGAAUAGGCGUUGAUAUGGAUGCUAGUUCCACGUCAUCUACAGAUACUGACAACGCCAAAUCACUUCCAUUGUCAGAUUUAAUCUCAUCAGAUAUUUCCCAGACUAAUCAUAAGUCACCGGAAACUAAUGCUGAUAAUACAUUGAUUUCUUGAUCUUAGGUUUAAUAUUUCAAAGACAAGCUAACUGUACAUAUGAAUGCAUGUAUAUACUACACACUGCUUACCAUAAGGUUACCAAAUUGUACAAACUUAUUUACUACAGAGGAGUUUUUACUUGAAUAGACUUUAAACAUGUUUUUGUCCACAUUAUUUUUUUCUUUCUUCAAAAACUGUUCUAACAUCCUAAUUUUUCUGAACUUCAGAUAUGAUUAUUCGGUUUGUUAAAUAAUCAAAUUUAUCGUAGCACCAAAAUGUUUAGUAUAAUGCUCAAGUUAUACACACCAAUAUGAUGUAGCUAAAUGAAGAAGUAUUCAUCUCAGUAACUUUCUUUGUAACUGUGCUCAUACCACUUAAGCAUAAUAAUAAUAAUAACAAUUCCAUUUUAACUAUUGUUAGACUUUUACGACAUUUCAUGGAAGCCAGAUCAAUAUAGAAGUCCAGGAAACAUCAGAACCUGACGUCAACUGGAAAGGCAUUGAAAACCAAGGGAGACUGAAUGUCAGUUUGACACUCUCCAGUAGUACGCACGGCAACAUGACGACCG